Rhagoletis zephyria (snowberry fruit fly) is the source of this 3933-nucleotide messenger RNA. RefSeq names its product lateral signaling target protein 2 homolog. Lineage: Eukaryota; Metazoa; Arthropoda; Insecta; Diptera; Tephritidae. Gene Ontology annotation, cellular component: early endosome membrane. Gene Ontology annotation, molecular function: metal ion binding. The record is from RefSeq and is a predicted model, not a curated record.
AUGAUAAAUCACUACUUGCACGCUUCUAUCAUGCAGAUCGGUCACUCACAGCCGUCGCCAGCGAACUGGACAGUUUCGAUGGGCGCGCAGAGCCAGAUCGUUGCUCGCGGCUUGUCAGUCGGCUGCGCCAGGGACAGGACAAAGUACUCGCCAUCACCAAUUUGAUUAUGGAAGAGUUGCUCGGUGAUGAACGCCAUCCGCGUGCGUUUCGCGCCAAAUUUCCCGAAGAAGUGUUGCAAGAGAAUCUUGCCGGCCAAUUGUGGUUCGGCGCCGAGUGCCUUGCUGCCGGUUCAUCGAUAAUGCAUCGUGAACAGGAAAGCAAAGAGAUGCGUCCAUUGGCACAGGCCGUCACAAAGAGUUUGGGUACAGUGCGCAGUCUGUUGCGUGAUCAGUGCCUUCGCAACAAUGUGCCGAACAGCAAAACAUUGCGUUUGGAUAUUAACGAUUCGGGCACAGAGCAAUUGUAUGAGAGUUUGAAGAUUUUUGAUCGCUUAUUUGCCGAAUUCGAAUUACGUUACGUCAGCGCUAUGGUGCAGGUUAAGACAAAGGAGGAGUAUGAAAUGCAGGAGCUAAUUUGUGUACUCUUCUCAGAGACACUGCAACGCGCAAUUAAAUUGGGUCUAAUUGAUCAGGACAAAGUAGAUACAUUCGAUCCUGCUUUAAUGUUUUCCAUUCCACGAUUGGCUAUUAUUACCGGGUUGGUCGUCUAUCCGAAAGGGCCGCUGAAUAUGGAUAUGUCAGCAGAUCAGCUCUCGGAGAUGUUUCGACCCUUUCGCACGAUACUCAUAAAAAUUCGCGACCUACUACGUACGCUGAGCAAAAGUGAAUUGCAGCAGCUGGAAAAACUUUUGUGCACCAAUGAAGAUAUUCAAUUGAAUCAGCCAGUUGGCCACAGCAGCAUUGAAGCGCCGAGUGAGGAUCAACAGAAUAACAAUAGCAACACAACUAUUAGCACAAGUACUAGCACAAAAAAUCCCUCCAGUAGAACAGAAGAGUUCACAGAACCAGAAUUGGAGCAACGAAACAAUAAUUUAAGUAGCACACGGCCCAGUGCCGAAAAUUGGACCCCACCACUCCCCGUCGCCGAAUCAGGCACAAGAAGUUCAAAAGAUGAUUUAAGAACAGUUGGCUCGAAGUCACGUUGUGGCUCUUGCAGUCGACACUCAGUCUCCUCAGCCUCUGGUGACAGUUCAGUACUUUCCACACCCGCCGCUUCACCUACCCCAUCACAUUCAAUUGCGUCUACUACAUCUGCUGUAACCAAUAGCUCCACUACCUCACCUGCAGACUGGUCUGAUGAUGAAGACGACGAUGAUGAGGACGAAGACGAAGACGACGAUGGCGAUGAUGAUAUUCUCAUCAAUGCAGAUGACGAGGCUGAACUCGAUGAAGAUGAUGAUAAUGAGGUAGUGAUUGGUGAUUGUGAAAACGAAGACAUUGUAUCUGCUGAUUGCGCCUCGGGUUAUCUCAUUCCAAAUACAAAUUUCGGCAAUCUUUUGCAACCCCAAGAUGUUCCUUUGACAGGCAAUUUUAUUGCCAGUGAAGAUGACGCGUCCAGUAAUGCCAAUGUUGAGGUGGAAGAUGAGCACGCUUUUUCAGAUGUACCCACCACUAGCGCGGCAUUGAGGCGACUACGCCUCAGCAAUCCAACUGAACACUCUGCCAUGCAAAGUGGCGAUAAAGCGACAAUAAUCGCGCCAACAGCAGCAGCAACAACUAUAACACUUUCACCAAAGUCAUCUCUUUCGAGUGGCAGUAGUGAAACUGAUAAAUUGUCUGCCUGUAGCUGUGAGUCUCCGUCAUCCUCGUCGACGCAAAGCAAAAAGAGUGAAGUAAGUGGGAAAGAGACAAGCCAACGUCACUCUAGCAGUCAUCAUCACCGUCACCUUGAUCAUAGCUGCUCGGCGGGAAGACCACAUAAAACUCACAGUCAUCAUACGCACGGUAGCCCUCCUUUUCGACACCAAAAUCAACAUCACCAUCACCAUCAUCAUCAUCGGCGUAAUCGAAGAGGCAGUGAUCACACAACGAAGGCGAAAAGCAGCGCAGCUGAGGAUUGUGUUAGUAACGACGCAACCACUCUACAGCUAGGAAACUCGGGUGAUGUGAAAGAGUUCAACAAGUCGAAGACGACUACUUGUAACAACAGCUCCUCGAGCGCAGAUAGCAGCACGGCAUCUUCGCUGUCGGAUGGCGUUGUUGAUGCGCACCAACAACCUAACGAAGUUAAUCAGGCUAUAAAGGUGUCCACACGCAAGAGAUUUAAAACUAUUGAAAAUCUUCUCCAUCGCCUGUUUGUUUGCAUUGCCGGAGUGGCUGAUCAACUGCAGACCAAUUUUGCAGCUGAUUUACGUCAAAUACUACGCAGCGUGUUCCUUAUGAAUAUGUCACCCGUGCAGGAAGAGCUCGACAUACCCGAAAAACCAAAGGAAUCGGAACUGUUUGAGUUCCGUGCUUCCGAACAGGAUGUGAUACAGGAGAAUGCCGGCUCCAACCAGAGCAUUUAUUCAGCAGAGGAAGUCAAUCCCGAGCUGGACAAUGUGUUCCACAACAGUGGCGGUAGUGGUUCCGGCAGCGGUAAUAACAGUAGCAGCAGCAACAGCAGCAACAGCAGCAACAGCAGCAGCAGCAGCAGCGCUAGCGUCAGCGUCAGCAAUAGCAAUAAUCGGCAUUCCCUUGGUGGCGCCAUACAGCGUGGCAAUACCAUAGAUGUAUCAGAUCCGAAUGUUGUGUCGUCCGGUGUGUCCGUGGGGCGCACGCAUGUCAGUCGCAGCCGCAGUUUGGGUGAUCACGAUCACAGUGAUAUAGGCGCGACACCUGCCACAUCGUCCGCAACAACGACGGUCGGCCUUCAAAGUAGUCGCCGCUUAAGCGCUUACAUCAGUGGACAGCGGCAACGCCGAAAUCGAAAUGAUUCAGUGGGUAGCACUUCGCCCAUCUCAUCCAGCUCUUCAUCAUCUGCCUCGUCCGAAAGCAAUUCACCAGUUAGUCAGCGCGCUUCAAUACCCAACCCAGCUAGCAGUAACAACAAUAAUAAUCUAACAGCAACAAGAACGUCACCACCGUCUGCUGCUGCCGCUGCCGCUGCCGCUACUAGUAUGCGCACCGCCAGCAUAAAUACACGCCUGUCCCCGCCCGCUUGGGUGCCGGACGAUAAGGCGCCGCGUUGCAUGGCUUGUCGCACACAGUUCACAGCAUUCCGCCGUCGCCAUCACUGUCGCAACUGCGGUGGCGUAUUCUGUGGUGUCUGUUCGAAUGCAUCGGCACCAUUACCCAAAUAUGGACUGACAAAGGCAGUACGCGUAUGCCGUGAUUGCUAUGUGCGUGAGGUGCGCGCCAAUACCACUGUCACUGGUGGCGGCGCUGGGCGUAGCACUGUCAUAUCGCCGCGGGCAACAGCGGCGGCAGCAACAGCUGGCGGGUCGUAGAAAAGCGAACUGCAGCAAUGGGUAGGGCUCAGAGGGAGCUCACUCGCGGAACUGAUAAAAAUGAAAAGCUAGGCUUUCGUAUUGCUUUACUGCUGCUUUACCAUUCUUUGCCACGCGUCGUCUGUGGAACAUUAUAAACUAAAUGUUUUUCGAUUUUUGUUUGUUUAAUUUUAAAUUGUGAAAAGUUACACAAUGCAAAUGUGUAAAUAUGGAUUGUAUUGGACUUUUAAGUUAGCGUCAAUUACAACUGUGUGUUUGUUGUAAGCCAGAAUAGCGUUUACAAUUAACAAAUCGAUGUCAACAAUUCAGAUAAUGAUGUUUGCGUAAGGGAGUACAGUUCCAUAGGUAGACUGUUACUAAACAGUUUGUUUUUUUCGGAAAUAGGAGCAAUGUAUUAGCUCUGAGCUAUAACACCGGCUUGCGUUUUGCCUAAAUUAUGCAUUUCCAGUUGUUUCGUAUAAUAAAUUAUAACACUACGAUUCCAUAAAAACAAAGAUAUUUAAUU